This is a messenger RNA of Cuscuta campestris, 1999 nucleotides long. The record is from the annotation of a GenBank genome assembly. NCBI's taxonomy places the organism in Eukaryota, Viridiplantae, Streptophyta, Magnoliopsida, Solanales, Convolvulaceae.
AUCGGCGAGAGACGAAGUCCAGCGACGGCGACCCCAAUGUCUCCGGCGGACGACGAGAGGACACCAGCAGACCAGCAAAUCCAGCACUGGCUAGCGACUCUGACUCCGGCGGGGCUGCUCUCUGUUCCGGCGAACGACCCCAGCAACUCCGGCAACCCCCCCCUCUGUGUUCCAACCAUUUCGGGCAGGAGUGGCAGUGUCGGCAGCCGUAUCGAUCUGACUAAGAAAAAGCAACCAUGGGUCUGGUCGAAGGCAUGUGAAAGGGCCUUUGAAGACUUGAAACAGGCUGUGGCGAGUGAACCAGUGUUGAAGUUGCCUGAUUUUAGUGUUCCCUUUGAAGUACACACCGAUGCAUCUGAUCGGGCUUUGGGAGGAGUUCUCGUGCAGGAUAGCCAUCCCAUUGCCUUUGAGAGUAGGAAGCUUAAGGAUGCGGAAACCCGUUAUGGUGAUCAUGAGAAGGAGAUGACGGCAGUUGUUCAUUGUUUGGAAGUGUGGCGGAAUUACUUGUUAUGCACCAAGUUCUUUGUGGUGACUAACAAUGUGGCCAAGACAUAUUUCAAAAUGCAGAAGAAGCUGUCCCCUAAGCAAGCUCAAUGGAUGGAGUUCCUUGAUGAGUUUGAUUAUGAUUGGGUGCAUCGUCCGGGCAGGCACAAUGUUGUUGCGGAUGCCUUGAGUGGGAAGGCUGUUGAAGAAUAUGUUGCUGCUAUGGUUAUGGUGCAAAGUAACAUGGUGGAUUUGAUUCGUGAUGUAGCCAAGAAUGACCCAAAAUACCAAAAGUUUGCAGAACAGGUAACCAGCAGGAUCGUGCGGAGAUACUGGCUGGAACAUGGCUUACUGUUUGGCAAAGGUGGCAGACUUUACGUCCCAGAAGGUGACUUACGGGUGCAGCUGUUGAGAGAGACUCAUGACCCGCAAUGGGCUGGUCAUCCAGGUGUGGCUCGGAUGAUUGCAUUGUUGUCCAGGGACUAUGUCUGGCCAAAGAUGGAAAACGACGUAGAGGCAUAUGUGCGGACUUGCCGUGUAUGUCAACAAGAUAAAGUAGAGAAACGGAAGGAGGGAGGUCUCUUGCAGCCACUGCUUAUUCCAGAGAGACUGUGGCAAUCAGUGUCCAUGGAUUUUAUUUUAGGUUUUCCUAAGGUGAAUGGCAUGUCAACAAUCUUGGUGGUUGUUGAUCGCUUCUCUAAGUAUGGAGUGUUCAUAGCGGCUCCUCAUUGUUGCCCUGCUGAGAAGACGACAGAUUUGUUUUACGGGAAUGUGGUCAAGUACUUUGGCCUUCCUGAAGACAUCGUAAGUGAUCGUGACACGCGAUUCACUGGUCGGUUUUGGACUUCCUUGUUCAAGCUGUUGGGCAGUUCUUUAAAGUUCUACACAGCAAAUCAUCCACAAACUGACGGGAAAACAGAGAGGAUGAAGGCAUUACUUGAGGAAUACCUGAGGCAUUAUGUGAUGGCGAGUCAAAGAAACUGGUCAGGUGCUGGCUGGGAUAGCACGAUUGGCUCCGAGGGAAGGAUGGCUAAGGUUGGUGCUGAUCCUAAGCCGAACCAUGGGGCGGGAGUAACUGGCAGGGUUGGCCAGACUUGCAGGAACGCAGUGGCUCACGGGUGGUUCGGGGGAAAACGAAGUUGGCUCAAGUUGGCUCAUGGCUGGCUCAGUGAUGGGGGCGCGGCGUGGGGUGUAGCUUGGACUAGAGUGGCUUUGGGUGGAAGCCACGGGUCGCUAAGGAUGCAUGGCUAGGGGCGCGUGGCAGUUACCAGGCGGGCAGUGCCAUUUGAAAUUCAAAAGGGUGGUUGGCUUUUGAAUUCUGAACCAGGGGCGGUUUGGCAUUGGUGUCCUUCGUGAAGGGUCGUGUUUGGCUAGAUGGUUUGCCUGUAACCAUCACGUUUUUGCCUAUAUAUAUGACCGCCCAUGGCAUGUGUUAGCCAAGUGAGACAAGGGCUAAAAACGGAGUCUUUGGGUGUUCCUUUGUAUUAUACGAGUCUAAUACAAGGUUGGUUGUUUA